AUGUCACUGCGUUCGCGCACUGGAUAUUCAGUUCAUCCAGCACCGAGCCAGCAGUCGCAACGUGCGAAAACGACGGGCUGUGGGUCGGCGCGCGCGCGCAAGACCCCCCAUGUGUUCGUGGCUGCGUUUGUGUCUGCAUACCCGCCCGGCACCAGUGUCAUGAGCAGUGAGGAAGAGGUGGAGCGGUUUGAGGUCACGGAUUGGGAUGUCAACAACGAGUUUAACCCCAACCGACGGCAUCGAAAGCUGUCCAAGAAGCAGGCCAUCUACGGUGUCUUUGAUGAGAGCGGGGACGAAGACAAUGGCCAGGACCGCCGUGAUGCCGGGCGGCCCGGGUUCGGAAGUCAGAGUGCCUCUGCCAGCCUAGCCAUGCAAUUUGUCGCCAGCAGCAGCCAUCAAAUGGACACGGGUGGGGACAGCUCCGCCGAUGAAAAUCAAGACAAUGACACCCGCACGGACGAGCCUCCACCGCGAGCCAAUCGACCCCACGCCUCUGAACGUCCGCGCGCUGCAAAUGCGGCUCGGCCCUCCGGCUCCCGCUCUCGAGCUGGCCCGCCGCCGCCUGGCCAGUUGCAGCAGCCACGAACCACCCCCGCUCCUGCAGCAGCCCCGUCCUCCUCCUCGGUUUCCGCAGGCUACUCCCAAUUUCGCAGUGAUACAAGUGGUCGCCAGCGACUGGACCGUGACUUUGCCGCCUUUGAAAAACACUCCAAGGGCAUCGGCAUGAAGCUGCUGGCUAAGAUGGGAUGGAAGCCCGGUAAGGGUCUCGGCGUGGCUGAACAGGGCAUUUCCAGUCCCAUUGAAGUCAACAGCAACCGCCGCCGCAACCAGGGCCUCCAGGACCAGGGUGAGCGCACCGAACAGAGUCGCCGUGACUUUGGCGAGAAGGAAGACAGCGAGGAUGAGGAGAUCCGUGAGUUCCGUGAAGCUCGCCAACAGUGGCGCCGAGAUGAUCCCGCAGCAGGUUCCAAAAGUCGACGCAAGGCUCCCCGAAAACAGUACAAGUACACGACCGCCGAAGACCUGCUGCAGACUCGAGGCCCAGAAGCGCCCGCAGAGGGGACCGCCCCUGCGCCGGGCAUCAAAAUUAUCGACAUGACCGGACCCAGCCAACGGGUCAUUGACUCCACCUCGGGCGUGUCACAAAACCUCUCUGGCGAUCAGCGUCCCGUCUAUGCCUCGGUCGAUGGACAGGUGCCCAUGCCUGAGCUUCAGCACAACGUCAACCUACUCGUAAGCAUGGCCGAGACCGAACUCAUGCGCCUCGACAUGCGUGUCAAGCAAGAGGAGCAGCAGCUCCGAGCCCUUCGUGAGGAAAAGGAGGAAAUGAACACCAAGCUGACAAGCGAGACUCGGCACCUGGAAACGGUGGCCGCCUUGCUGACUGCCCUUGCCCCACUUGAGGAGGCGGGCCCCAAGCUUGACGUUGACGCCACGCUCGCCACCUUUACCGAGCUACGCACGACACAUGGCCGCGCCUACCAGGCCCUUGGAUGCCCAGCCAUCCUCAAGUCGGCUUUAGAACCGGCUCUGAUCCGUCGCUUGCAGACGUGGCGUCCAUUGCAAGAGCCUGACCGCUACGUUGCCACUUUCGCACAAGCUCGCCUUGAACUUUUAUACGAGGAUCGCUUCCGCUCCUCAGCGCUGCCUAAAGAAGUGGAGAUGGAAGAGUAUGAGCACUUGCUGUGGGUGACCUUUCUCCCACGUUUACGCACCGCGAUCAUGGCAGACUGGGAUCCGCGCACAAACAGCGAGGCAGCCGCGCUCAACACUGUGUUGGAAGCCUGGUCGCCGGUUUUGCCCGGCUGGCUUUUGGAACACGUGCUGCGUCAGCUGGUUUUGCCGCGCGUGCAACGCGCUGUCGAGGAGUGGGACCCGCGCACAGACCCUGUGCCCAUUCACCUCUGGUUGGCACCCUUGGUCGAAGUCUUGGGCGCCGCCCCGCUAGAGGCCGUCUAUCCAACCCUACGCUACAAGCUGAUGAGCUGUCUCCAGGCUUGGACCGUGACGGAUGGCUCAGCCUUGGCUAUGCUGGCCCCCUGGAAAAACGUCUGGAGCACCACCGACAUGUCUGCUUUUGUGCAACGAGCCAUUCUCCCGCGCAUUGUGGCUGGACUCAAGGCCGUGGCUGUGGAUCCCAGCAACCAGGAUCUGAGCGUCGUGCGCGCUGUCCUUGCAUGGCAAGACUUGUUGGGUGGCCCGGCUACCUUGAUCCCGCUUCUGGUACGCCAUCUACUUCCCAAGCUCCUGCGCACCCUCUGCCAGUGGCUUGUGCAACCAGGGGUACAGUUUCCCGAGGUGAUGAAAUGGUAUCAAGGCUGGAAGGCGCUGUUACCGGCUGCCGUGCUUGCAGAGCCGACCGUCAAGCGUGAGUUUAUGGCUAUGCUCAAGCUUAUCAACCUGGCCGUCAGCGAUGCGGCCCGACUGCCCCAGGCUGUAUCCGAGACUUUGAAGCGAUCCGAAACGCUGGCAGCUGGCCCGACGACAACACCGGCCGAGUCACGGUCAGCUGGCUCAGCACCCGCGUCCAAGCUACCGCCGCCGCCGCCCGCUGCGCGGGUGGUGACCAUGCGCGACCUUGUCCAAGACGUGGCUGCGCGGCAUGGCAUUGACUAUGUCCCAAAACCCGGGGCCCAAACACCAGACGGUCAGCCCAUCUUUCAGUUUGGUCGGGCUCAGCUAUACAUCCAACGCGAUGUCAUCUUCAUGCGUCCACCGGGAGCUGACCGUUUCAAGCCCGUGUCCCUCGAUGAUAUUGAGCAGUACGCAACGCACCUCAUGCACCCCUAUGCCACGCAAUUGCCUUUUCACAGUGGUGCAACAGGCAGCUUCAAUGCAACCGGCUGCUGCUGCACUUAUGGCGAUGCUCCCACCAACUUGCCGGCCUCCACUCGCCGCCCGUAUCCCGCUGACGAAUCCAUCUGCUGUGCCAUCAAUGGCGGUGGGGACGAUCCCCACAACCCUGCCUCUUGCAGCAACUACGACUGGGUCGGGUGCGCCUCGGACAUUUCAGCCGCGUAUUCAGAGUGCAAGUCCUGCAUCACCCCAAAUGACGACGAUCCAGCCGACGGCAAUCAGUGCUAUGAUUGCUUCGCAAAGGUUUUUGAUGCGGCCGGUGCAUCUUUGGCGCAGUGUUGCCCAUGCAUUUGGCGUCUGGCCCAGCAACUGGAUCAACCCGAUCUUGAGAUUGACUGCUAA
Monosiga brevicollis MX1 is the source of this 3198-nucleotide messenger RNA. RefSeq lists its product as uncharacterized. The transcript has 3 exons. NCBI's taxonomy places the organism in Eukaryota, Choanoflagellata, Craspedida, Salpingoecidae. Gene Ontology annotation, molecular function: nucleic acid binding. The record is from RefSeq and is a predicted model, not a curated record. Gene Ontology annotation, cellular component: U2-type post-mRNA release spliceosomal complex. Gene Ontology annotation, biological process: spliceosomal complex disassembly. The coding region runs from base 1 to 3198 and encodes 1065 amino acids.